CUCGAUCUCCCACUGCGCGCAUGUCACUCCCGCCUAUUCACCAUAGCGAGGGUGCCCUCUCGCUCUCUCUCUCCUGCUCCCGUUUCGCUCUCUCUCUCCUGCUCCCGUUUCCCGGUGAAUGAUAACCUAUCAACCGAGCGUUUUGCCUGUUCCGUACAGAGCAAGAGACCACGCAUGAAAAGAGAGGAGCAUCUUCAAAUCGCACUACUGGGCUACAGAAACGACAGCCAGAGCACAUUGGAACUAGGGGGUAGAUUACCAACGGCAACACAUUUUUUAAGUUUCACCUGUGGCGGGAGCACAUUGAAAGCACAACCUGAGGACUGUUUAUUCAACUUGAACGGAUUUAGCGAACAUAACUGCCCGGCGGAUGAUAAGCGUUCGGGACCGGGGUUGUCGUUUUCGUGGGGAGGCAGGUUAACAUUACCAGAGCGAGAUGAAGUCGGCAGGAGUGGUGGAAGGAGGACUGUUCACAGAGAGUUACUGCAACAUCUGUAACGCCCAGCUCAUCUCCGAGUCGCAACGCACAGCACACUAUGAGAGUAAGAAACAUGCCAACAAGGUCCGUCUCUUUUACAUGUUACACCCAGAAGACGGAGGCCCACCGUCCAAGAGACUGAGAACAGACAACCCGGGCAGUGCAGAGACAGAGGUGGACAGGAAUAAGUGCUGUACUUUGUGUAAUAUGUUCUUCACGUCGGCCAUCGUGGCCCAGUCUCACUACCAGGGAAAGACACACGCUAAGAGAGUACGACUGGUACUGGGAGAAACACCCAGUAUACCUACUGCUACCAACAGCCCUACCACCACAGACUCAUCCCCUUCUACCCCCCAGCCCAGUGACGCCACCCCUCCCCAUGCCCCACCUGCUCUACCAUGGCCCUCCUCUCUAGCACCCCCGGUGGCGGUGGUGGGUAGUGGUGGUGGGAGUGGUGAGACAGGGAAGUACUGCUGUCUGUGUGGAGCCUGGUUCAACAAUCCUCUGAUGGCCCAGCAACACUACGAGGGGAAAAAACAUCGCAGGAAUGCAGCCAGAGUGCGACUACUGGAGCAGCUAGCUGGCAGUCUGGAUGCUACUGAAACUACAGGUCUCCGCAGCAGUUACUCCUGCAGUGUAUGUAGUGUGGUGUUGAACUCCAUUGAACAGUACCAUGCCCACCUCCAGGGCUCCAAGCACCAGAACAACUUGAAGCAGGUCCAGCAGUAAAGCACUGGGACCAGAGACCUGUGGACAUUUGGAGAAUGGGAAAAUGCUAAUACUAAACAUGGGAGUAAGGAGCUUGGUAAAAUGAAGACUCACCUUGGGAAUAUUGGUUCUUGGAAUUUUGGAAGACUGAGAGACUCCUACAGAGGCCUCAGGAGUGUGUGUGUGUGUGUGUGUGUGUUGUGUGUGUGCAUGCGUAUGUGUGUGUGUGCGAGCUUAGGAACCAUUUUAAUCUUACGAUGUCUUGAAGGUUACUGAGGACCUAAGUGUUUGAUAUGUGUACUUUAAAUCAACAGCAGUCAGAAUAACAUUGGGUAUUGCUGGUGAUCGCCAUACUGCUUGACUGUGUCCCAAAUGAAACACUAUUCCAUUUAUAGUGCACUACAUCUGACUAGGGCCCAUAGGGCGCUGGUCAAAGGUAUUGCACUAUAUAGACUCCUUUUGUGAACCACAAUCUUACAAUCUAACUAACUGAUGUCAGUGUUACCCAGAGCAGUGAUAACCAUUACACUGAUAGUCAUAGAGUAGAAGAAACAAUAUCAUAAUCACCACUAUAUCAGCCCAGAGGGUCAAGGCUGCAAUACAUACUUUACAUUUUUUAUAAUUAUAUUCAUACAAAAUAUUUUCCGAAGCACUGUAGGUUAUCUGUGCAUCAAAUUGAGUUCUCAGUGUGUAGCUCAUAAACAUACAGUACCAGUCAACGUUUGGACACACCUACUCAUUCCAGGGUUUUUCUUUAUUUUUACUAUUUUCUACAUUGUAUAAUAAUAGGGAAGACAUCAAAACUAUGAAAUAACACAUAUGGAAUCAUGUAGUAACCAAUAAAGUGUUAAACAAAUGAAAAUACAUUUUAUAUUUUAGAUUCUUCAAAGUAGCCAACCUUUGCCUUGAUUACAGCUUUGCACACUCUUGGCAUUCUCUCAACCAGCUUCACCUGGAAUGCUUCUUCAACAGUCUUGAAGGAGUUCUCACAUAUGCUGAGCACUUGUGGGCUGCUUUUCCUUCACUCUGCAGUCCAACUCAUCCCAAACCAUCUCAAUUGGGUUGAGGGCGGGAAAUUGGUCAAAUAGCCCUUACACAGCCUGGAGGUGUGUUUUGGGUCAUUGUCCUGUUGAAAAAGAAAUUAUAUUCUUAUUAAGCGCAAAUUAUAUUCUCAUUAAGCGUUCACCUACUCUGCGUCUCACAAAGACACGGCGGUUGGAAUCAAAAAUCUCCAAUUUAGACUCAUCUGACCAAAGGACAGAUGUCCACCAGUCUAAUGUCCAUUGCUUGUGUUUCUUGGCACAAGAAAGUCCCUUCUUUGUAUUGUUGUCCUUUAGUCAUGGUUUCUUUGCAGCAAUUCAAACAUGGAGGCCUGAUUCACGUGGUCUCCUCUGAACAGUUGAUGUUGAGAUGUGUUGUCAAGUUCCUGACCUGUUUUCCUUUUUUCUUGUAUUUAUUUAGUUGGUCAGGGCGUGAGUUGGGUGGGUUGGUCUAUGUGUGUUUUUCUAUGUUGGGGUUUUUGUGUUCGGCCUGGUAUGAUUCUCAGUCAGAGGCAGCUGUAGAUUGUUUGUCCCUGAUUGAGAAUCAUACUAAGGCAGCUGGGGUUUCACGUGUGUUUUGUGGGUGGUUGUAUCGCGUGUCUGCAUUCGUGCCACACGGGACUGUUUGUCGGUUGUUUUACGUUAUUUUUGUUUCGUGUUCAGUUUCGAUUCAUUAAAUAAUCGUGGACACAAAUCACUCCGCGUAUUGGUCUGAUCCUUCUCGCCUCUCCUCCUCGUCCGAGGAGGAGGAUUACAACGAUCGUUACAUGUGUCUGUUACUUUAACUCUGUGAAACAUAUAUUUAGGCAUUUAUUGAAGCUGGUAACUCUAAUGAACUUAUCCUCUGCAGCAGAAGUACAUUAACUCUAGGUCUUCCUUUCCUGUAGUGGUCCUUAUGAGAGCCAGUUUCAUCAUAGCACUUGAUGGCUUUUGCGACUGGACUUAAAGAAACUUUCAAAGUUCUUGACAUUUUCCGGAUUGACUGACCUUCAUGUCUUGAAGUAAUGAUGGACUGUCAUUUCUCUUUGCUUUUUUGAGCUGUUCUUGCCAUCAUAUGGACUUGGUCUUUUACCAAAUAGAACUAUCUUCUGUAUACCACCCCUACCUUGUCACAACACAACUGAUUGGCUCAAAUGCAUUAAGAAGGAAAGAAAUUCCACAAAUUAACUUUCAAGAAGGCACACCUGUUAAUUGAAAUGCAUUCCAGGUGACUACCUCAUGAAGCUGGUUGAGAGAAUGCCAAGAUUGUGCAAAACUGUCAUCAAGGCAAAUGGUGGCUACUUUGAAGAAUCUCAAAUCUAUUUUGAUUUGUUUAACACUUUUUUGGUUACUACAUGAUUCCAUAUGUGUUAUUUCAUAGUUUUGAUGUCUUCACUAUUAUUCUACAAUGCAGAAAAUAGUAAAAAAAAAAUAAAGAAAAACCCUUGAAUGAGUAUGGGUGUCCAAACUUUUGACUGGCACGGUAUAUUGAUAUGUAUAAUAAAUAUAUACAAAUGUAGUGUAGUGGGUUUAACGAUACAGUCUGCAACUUGAAUAUCCUCUGUGGCUACUCAAUGUACUGCAAACACACUUGGCCAGGAAGGAAAAUACAAAUCUACUGGUUACAUCUGCCAAACCCCACUCUCCUCAGUUUACAACCAAGUACAGUGGCAGCACUUCUAUGCACUACAAGACCACCAAUGGAGUAGGUUGAAGUUUCACCUAGCCACUGAUCUAGAGUCAGUUUUGUGCUUCCUGUAGUCACUGGAAUAAAGGACUUACUGUAUGGUUGGUGGCCCUCACCAACAAAGUGUUAUUGUUCACUUUGAGAAGGCCAUGAUAAGUCACUUUGCCACCACCAAAACAUAUGGUAACAGAUCAAUGGAACGCAGACCAUGAGGGAUACCACAUACAGUUGAAGUCGGAAGUUUACAUACUCUUAGGUUGGAGUCAUUAAAACUUGUUUUUCAACCACUCCACAAAUUUCUUGUUAACAAACUAUAGUUUUGGCAAGUCGGUUAGGACAUCUACUUUGUGAAUGACAAGUCAUUUUUACAACAAUUGUUUACAGACAGAUUAUUUCACUUAUAAUUCACUCUAUCACAAUUCCAGUGGGUCAGAAGUUUACAUACACUAAGUUGACUGUGCCUUUAAAAAGCUUGGAAAAUUCCAGAAAAUUAUGUCAUGGUUUUAGAAGCUUCUGAUAGGCUAAUUGACAUAAUUUGAAUCAAUUGGAGGUGUACCUGCGGAUGUAUUUCAAUGCCCAACUUCAAACUCAGUGCCUCUUUGCUUGACAUCAUGGGAAAAUCUAAAGAAAUCAGCCAAGGCCUCGGAAAAAAAAAUUGUAGACCUCCACAAGUCUGGUUCAUCCUUGGGAGCAAUUUCUAAACGCCUGAAGGUACCACGUUCAUCUGUACAAACAAUAGUACGCAAGUAUAAACACCAUGGGACCACGCUGCCGUCAUACCGCUCAGGAAGGAGACGCAUUCUGUCUCCUAGAGAUGAACGUAUCUUGGUGCAAAAAGUGCAUAUCAAUUCCAGAACAACAGCAAAGGACCUUGUGAAGAUGCUGGAGGAAACAGGUACAAAAGUAUCUAUAUCCACAGUGAAACGAGUCCUAUAUCAACAUAACCUGAAAGGCCGCUCAGCAAGGAAGAAGCCACUGCUCCAAAACUGCCAUAAAAAAGCCAGACUACGGAUUGCAACUGCACAUGGGGACAAAGAUCAUACUUUUUGGAGAAAUGUCCUCUGGUCUGAUGAAACAAAAAUAGAACUGUUUGAAAAUAAUGACCAUUGUUAUGUUUGGAGUAAAAAGGGGGAGGCUUGCAAGCCGAAGAACACCAUCCCAACCGUGAUGUAUGGGGGUGGCAGCAUCAUGUUGUGGGGGUGCUUUGCUGCAGGAGGGACUGGUGCACUUCAAAAAAUAGAUGGCAUCAUGAGAAAGGGAAAUUAUGUGGAUAUAUUGAAGCAACAUCUCAAGACAUCAAUCAGGAAGUUACAGCUUGGUCGCAAAUGGGUCUUCCAAAUGGACAAUGACCCCAAGCAUACUUCCAAAGUUGUGAUAAAAUGGCUUAAGGACAACAAAGUCAAGAUAUUGGAAUGGCCAUCACAAAGCCCUGACCUCAAUCCUAUAGAACAUUUGUGGGCAGAACUGAGAAAGCGUGUGCGAGCAAGGAGGCCUACAAACCUGACUCAGUUACACCAGCUCUGUCAGGAGGAAUGGGACAAAAUUCACCCAACUUAUUGUGGGAAGCUUGUGGAAGGCUACCCGAAACAUUUGACCCACGUUAACCAAUGUAAUGGCAAUGCUACCAAAUACUAAUUGAGUGUAUGUAAACUUCUGACCCACUGGGAAUGUGAUGAAAGAAAGAAAUGCUGAAAUAAAUCAUUCUCUCUACUAUUAUUCUGACAUUUCACAUUCUUAAAAUAAAGUGGUUAUCCUAACUGAACUAAGACAGGGAUAUUUUUACUUGGAUUAAAUGUCAGGAAUUGUGAAAAACUGAGUUUAAAUUAUAUUUGGCUAAGGUGUAUGUAAACUUCCGACUUCAACUGUAGAUGCUGUCAUUUGCAUUCAUUCAAACAUGUGUUGGGGUUGAACAUGUCUUGGGGUUGACAUCCGUACAAGCAUUAUUCUCCCAUGUUUUCCUCAAGAUAGUGGGAAAUACACAUUUAAACAGUAGCCUAAAUGUAGUCUUAUUUUAAUGGCCGGCAAUUGGGAGAUUCUGGAUCUAUCCCCAAGGGGGGACUCAUGCGUGGCAUUUCCAUGGUUUUAGUACAAUUCUUACCUGAUCUUACAGUUUGCUUCCAAUCUAUGCUUGUCAGGAGAGAAGCCCAUCAUGGGCAUCUCUAGUUACUGCAUAAGGGCUGGAUUCAACCCUUAUGGCGGAAGUUUUGCGGAUGAUCCGUGUUAAAAUGUAAAGAUAAUUUCCGAUUGAGCUGAUAUAUGCAGUGUUCACCUUCGAUGCAUUCUCCGCGACUGCGGGAACAUUGCCUUCAAUUUUCAAUCACACUAUAAAGCGGAUAUGCAGCCCUACGGAUUGAAUAGAGCCCUAAAUCGUAUCUAUCUAUGCCUAAAAGGCAAGAGAACAAACAGACUUCACAGCUCUAUGCUAUGCCGGGUUUCUGUUUGUUGCUAUUGUUAAAAGAGUUUAAUUUAUUUUUCCUCUGUGAAGUGGUAAACACAUGGUUUGCGUUUUAAUAGAUUUCACGCUUCUGUUUGAACUGUUUUUGACCUGAUUGGAUAUUCUGUUUUGUGUCUGGAAUGGCAGUGUAUGGUUUUAUGUAGUCGGGACUUUUAAACAACCAUGCCAAUGUGAGUUUCAAGGGAUGGGUUUUAAUGAAAAAUAAUAAUAGUGUGUUUUCUGUAAAUAUGUGGUAGCUGCAGGUUAUAAUUGUGUGUUUUUCUAGACCUGUUAAGAGUUUUGUAUUAAUAGGAUACAACACAUCACAUCAGUACCUGUGUUGAGUUGUGGUUAUGAUUAUGAGAAAAUGAGUGCUAAGGUAAUUUAACCAAUUAUUUCAACUCUGAUACAGAGAUAUUAAAUAUGUAUUUUAGAAAUGGCCAUGGAUACAUAGAUAUUGGAUACAUAGAUAUUAAAUGUGUAUGGUAGAAAUGGCCAUGGAUACAUAGAUAUUGGAUACAUAGAUAUUAAAUAUGUAUGGUAGAAAUGUAAUAAUGGUUCAUCCUUUCUGUUUGCUAAACAGUAUUCUCAGUGGUCAAAACUGUCUUAGAUGAUGUCAUUACAACCAUAUUGUUUUAAAGUGGUUGAAAUGACGUCAUUACAAUCAUAUUACAACCAUGUUGUUAUAAACCUAUUGAGAUGAUGUCAUUACAACCGUAUUACAACCAUGUUGUUAUAAACCUAUUGAGAUGAUGUCAUUACAAUCAUAUUACAACCAUGUUGUUAUAAACCUAUUGAGAUGAUGUCAUUACAACCAUAUUACAACCAUGUUGUUAUAAACCUAUUGAGAUGAUGUCAUUACAAUCAUAUUACAACCAUGUUGUUAUAAACCUAUUGAGAUGAUGUCAUUACAAUCAUAUUACAACCAUGUUGUUAUAAACCUAUUGAGAUGAUGUCAUUACAAUCAUAUUACAACCAUGUUGUUAUAAACCUAUUGAGAUGAUCAUCUUACUCCAAGGUGGCUUAGCAGUUCAGACGUCUUUUCCGUAUUGUCUUGUCGUGUCCUGUAUAUAUAUAUAUAUUUACACCUUUUCUUCACAUAUCUUUUAUUUAUUUUAUUAUCCAAGAACUCAACUACAAAAGCUUUCCUGCAAAAGCUUUCCUGCAACCCGCUUCACCAAUUACAUUAAGUAUUAUUUACCUCAAUCUGAAAAUCCAUCGUGGAAGAUAGCCAGGGGCUAAUUCAGAAGCUAGCCUGAUAGCUAACCAGAAGCUACUCCGAUAGCUAGCCAGAAGCUAAUCUGUAGCUGCCCCGAAAUUAGCCGGUUCGCUAGCUAGCGUUGGUGUUUCAGCUGCCCACGUUUUGCGGUCAUCAGCUAUUCCUUUAGCUCGAUAAUCUACCGGCACUUUUGUGCAACGCGACUCGGACCGGAGCAUUCCGGGACUUUUUUUCUCUCAGUUUCCCCGGAUUCCAACCGCAGGCUCUGGACACUUGCACCUUGAUUUCGCAGCUAGCUAGCUGCAUUCCGUGUGACUAUUGGCUUACAUCGACCACGGAGCAAACUCAAAUCAUGCUGGAGCUAGCCAGCUGAGGAGUUCCAUCACCAUCCGGACCCGUUUCUUUUGUUGCUGCUGCAGAUACGGAACCCCACCGGGCCUUCACGACUGACUGCCGACGUUAUCUGCCCGAGGGAUUUAUCCAACCGGCAAAUCCGUCCCGACGUUACCUGAACGCUCACCUGAGGCCCGCUAAUCGUUAGCUGUCCUAUCGGCUGCUAUCUGAACAAAACCCCACUACACGGAACCUACCGGCGGAAACGCACGAGGUAUCUACAAACAGACCUCCAUCCUAUGCUGCUACCGAUAGCCAUAUACCCGGCCAGCUGUCUGGAUCGCCACGACCCCAACCAACCUCUACUCACGGGACCCUUACUGAUCACUCGAUUAAGCAUGCCUCUCCUUAAUGUAAAUAUGCCUUGUCCAUUGCUGUUCUGGUUAGUGUUUAUUGGCUUAUUUCACUGUAGAGAUUCUAGCCCUGCUCUCUAUACCAUAUCCAACCUAUCAGUUCCACCACCCACAUAUGCGAUGACAUCACCUGGUUUCAAUGAUGUUUCUAGAGACAAGAUCUCUCUCAUCAUCACUCAAUACCUAGGUUUACCUCCACUGUAUUCACAUCCUACCAUACCUUUGUCUGUACAUUAUUCCUUUAAACUAUUUUAUCGCCCCCAGAAACUUCCUUUUACUCUCUGGUCUAGUAGCUCUAGGCGACCAAUUCUCAUAGCUUUUAGCCGUACCAUUAUCCUACUUCUCCUCUGUUCCUCUGGUGAUGUAGAGGUGAAUCCAGGCCCUGCAGUACCUGGCUCCACUCCUAUUCCCCAGGCGCUCUCUUUUGAUGACUUCUGUAACCGUAAUAGCCUUGGCUUCAUGCAUGUUAACAUUAGAAGCCUCCUCCCUAAGUUUGUUUUGUUCACUGCUUUAGCACACUCUACCAACCCGGAUGUUUUAGCCGUGUCUGAAUCCUGGCUUAGAAAGACCACCAAAAAUUCAGACAUUUUUAUCCCCAAUUACAAUAUUUUCAG
Molecule: messenger RNA, 8905 nt
Organism: Salvelinus fontinalis (brook trout)
Lineage: Eukaryota; Metazoa; Chordata; Actinopteri; Salmoniformes; Salmonidae
Product: zinc finger matrin-type protein 4-like
Exons: 7
Coding region: 437-1207 (256 amino acids)
Molecular function (GO): nucleic acid binding; zinc ion binding
Source: RefSeq, a predicted model, not a curated record